Messenger RNA from Prunus armeniaca (apricot), 810 nucleotides. The record is from the annotation of a GenBank genome assembly. Lineage: Eukaryota; Viridiplantae; Streptophyta; Magnoliopsida; Rosales; Rosaceae.
AUGGAAUAUGAUGGGGAAUUAGAUGUAGAAAUCGAAGCUUUUGGUGCAGAAUUGGAAAACUUGUUGCAGGGUGAUUUGGGCAUCAACAUGGUGUUCAUUCUGCCAGAAAAGUUCAGAGCUGCAGAAGGAAAAGAAAGCACUAUGGAGGGAGAUGUUUUCUCCCAGGAAAGUUUCGAAUGCAGGUUAGCAGAAGCAGAGGAGGUACCAGAACAGCAAGCAGACAGUCCCAGGACAAGUGGAACUACCAACAAACUAACUGCAAAACAGCUUUGUUUCUCCAAACCAACCAAGGAGGUGGCCAAUCAUCUCAGACCUUUGUUUAUAACAACAAAUUUUGGAGGUGUUCCUAUUCCCAAAGUCAUGGUAGAUGGAGAUGCAGCCAUUAAUCUUCUGCCUCACAGAAUGCUGAGCAAAAUGGGCAGAACAGAGAAGGACUUGAUCCCAACACGCUUAACUGUCACCAACUUUGCAGGGGGCAUCACCAAAACUCAUGGGAUCCUAGAUGUGGAUGUCAUAGUAGGAAGCAAGAAGCUGAAGGUUGCAUUCUCUGUGGUGGAUACUAGUUCUACCACUUACAAUGCACUGCUUGGCAGAGACUGGAUUCAUCAGAGUCUAUGUGUUCCUUCCACUCUUCAUCAACAGUUAGCUUUAUGGAAUGAAGAAGGUUACAUGGAGAUAGUAGAGGCUGAUCCACGGCCAUUUCUGCCUUCUGCCAUGUGUUUCGAAGGAAGGUACUAUCAUGAUGACCUUGGUUCUUUCACCUUCCUUGGAGUCAACCAGAACGGCCGCCCCCAUGGUGUCACGGCCUAG